GCGGUUGUAUGCAAAACCCUAAAUUUGAACUUCAGUUACAGCAGGGUUCUUCAUCAUUGCCGUCUCGACGCCUUUGUGUCUGAUUUUUGACUAAUGGCUCCGAAGAAAGGUGUGAAGGCGGUUGCAACGAAGAAGAAGACGGAGAAGGUGGUGAAUCCGUUGUUCGAGAAGCGGCCGAAGCAGUUUGGGAUCGGUGGAGCUUUGCCUCCUAAAAAGGAUGUGCAUAGAUUUGUAAGAUGGCCUCAAGUUGUUCGAAUUCAAAGGAAGAGAAGGAUUCUCAAGCAAAGGUUGAAGGUUCCACCGGCUUUGAACCAGUUUACCAAGACACUUGACAAGAAUCUUGCAACAACCCUGUUCAAGAUGCUACUCAAAUACAGACCCGAGGAUAAAGCAGCGAAAAAGGAACGUCUUUUGAAAAGGGCUCAGGCUGAAUCAGAUGGGAAGACCGUUGAAGCAAAGAAGCCGAUUGUUGUGAAGUAUGGUCUUAACCAUAUCACUUACCUUAUUGAACAGAACAAGGCACAAUUGGUAAUCAUCGCCCAUGAUGUUGAUCCAAUCGAAUUAGUUGUCUGGCUUCCAGCACUUUGCAGAAAGAUGGAAAUCCCGUACUGCAUUGUAAAAGGGAAAUCUCGAUUGGGAGCUAUCGUUCAUCAGAAAACGGCUGCAGCACUAUGCUUGACCACAGUCAAGAACGAAGAUAAAAUGGAAUUCAGCCGAAUUCUAGAAGCCAUCAAGGCAAACUUCAAUGAUAAGUAUGAUGAGUAUAGGAAGAAGUGGGGUGGUGGGAUCAUGGGAUCAAAGUCUCAGGCAAAGACAAAGGCAAAAGAGAGAGUUUUGGCUAAGGAGGCUGCUCAGAGGAUGAACUAGAUGGCAUUUGGUCAUGUGUUGAGGUUUUUGUAUUUUUUUGUCUUUAAAACUUAUUUUUUAAGGAAUCCUGUAAUUCCAUUUUUGGAUUUAGGGAGGUUAUAUUUUUAUUCU
Helianthus annuus (common sunflower) is the source of this 978-nucleotide messenger RNA. Its product is annotated as 60S ribosomal protein L7a-2. The record is from RefSeq and is a predicted model, not a curated record. NCBI's taxonomy places the organism in Eukaryota, Viridiplantae, Streptophyta, Magnoliopsida, Asterales, Asteraceae. Gene Ontology annotation, cellular component: ribonucleoprotein complex. The coding region runs from base 94 to 867 and encodes 257 amino acids. Gene Ontology annotation, biological process: ribosome biogenesis. The transcript is spliced from 7 exons.